GCUCGGCGCUAGCAGCUAUCAGACAUUCAGACGUCAUUUUUGAACGCAGACUGCGCGCGCGUUAGUGAGGUACCAUAGUGCUGUGACAGUGAUGCAAGCGUGUAUACUCACCUUUAUUUUGUGAUAGAUAUGCAUGUGUGUAGUAGCCGUAGAAAAAUGAGCGAGUUGCGGCUAUUGGUGUCGCUCUUGCUGGUGCAAUGCUUCGUAUUGUGUACAGACUGCAUCAAACACCACCGCCGGUCCAUGGGGCAACAUUCGAAUUUACCAGUGUCGAAAAGCGGGUGGAGGCCUGUGGUAGGAUCCGAAGGCCUCCUUUAUGGUUCCUUUGGCACCGCCCCUCUACACGCUCCAUAUAGAGUGCCUGUGCCAAUUCACGACUACUAUUCUUCUACUGGUCGUCCAGUAGCCACCAGAGAUGUCGCUAAACUGACAUCCAUUGCCCAAUCCUACCGUCCAACAACCAUACGGACCGUACCAGUUUCACAAGUAAACCCAACCGGCAAUCAACCCAUAAACUCUUAUCUCAAUCCUUAUGCCUUACCCAACAAUGGAUUCACGCAAUACAAGUUCCUGCAAAACUAUCCAGCUGACAGCGUAUUAGUCAGGAACCCUCAACAUCAGUUUCUUUCCCGUCCCGUGUAUCAACAACAGUUCCCCACAAAGCAGAAACAACAGCAACAGAAAUACCACAACAAUAUUUUACAAUCGCUGACCAGCAUUCAGCCAAUCCACUUUGGCCAUUAUUCCACACCGACGCCGGUGAAUAUCCUUGGGAAUCCCAUACAAAUAUACGCGAGACCAGAUACAAAGCGACCCCAAGCGAGCGCUACGGAAAUUUACAAACAAGAACUUUACAAACUCCCAAACAAUGCUGCAUCGUCUCAAUCAGCGAAUCAGCAAGCGAACCAACAAGUAAAAACAGCUCAACAGCAGGCGGUCGCAGCUACUAAUAUCCAGUCGGCCAAUCCUUACGUUCAAUAUUCUUUACAAGAUUUGGCUCAAAUACAACAACUGCCUCAUAGUCUUUUAAGUUCAUUUGGAUCUUUCGGCAUUCAAUCUGUUAAAAAUAGAGAUCCAGGAUAUUCCACAACGAAGCCUACGUAUCAGCAACCACAACCAACCAAGCAGACACUGUUCCAGUCAUUAAAUUUCCAAAAUGGUUUAAAAUCUACACCGGCUGUGUUUGCAACAUCUACUCCGAACACACAGGCUGUACAAAAUCAAUUUAGUUUCGGUACGACAUUCAACGAUCUAGCCAAUGUACCAACACCGCGCACUAAGCCAGCACAUCCAACUAAAAUAGAUCCAAACGCAGGUAAGAAAACGGGUGGAUUUAAGCCUAGUCCUCAAGAUCCGUUUAUAAAAACUCACCAACAAGGAGAACAAAACAGAAUAACUACGUAUAACCCUCAAAUUUCACAUGUCACAGCAGCGCCCAAUCAAUACUACGAUUAUAAUUUCGAAUUACAAAAAACACAACAACAAAAUUACAAUCAGGACAAUCUAAACUAUAAUGGGAAUAAUCAACAAUUAUAUGACAAUGUAGGUCUAAAUCAACAAGUAUCUCAGCAGUACAUAAAUGCACCCAGUGCUUCAAACGCAGACAGUACUCUCAAUGGUGUGUCAUAUCAACCCACUUAUGAAGUUACUGAUAAAGAGGCUGAUGAUGUUACACACGCGUCUACAGGUGGCUGGUUACAAGAUCCAUAUGAAACAAAUGAGAAAUUAACCGAGGAUAGUACAUUAAAAUCAGACUAUUCAAAUGCCUUAUUUGCUACUCCAACUACUACGCUUAAUGCAUCACCCGAAGAAUAUGCUAUUGUAACUGAAGCAGAUGUAGGAUUUGAAAAUGGAUUUAAUUAUAAUAGCCAAAUAGAAAGUCAAAGUAGGCGACCCUUGGGUGAUGAUUUUGAACCUAUUGGACAGCAGAAACUCAAAGAUUACUAUUACAAAGUAUCGACACCAUCAACCAGACGUACUAAGAAACCUGCUAAAAUUGUACAAGAAGUUACUACACAAGCAGCUGUGUCAAAUGAGGUACCAGUAGAGGCACUUCCGACACUGCCACCUGAUCAACAUUUCAAACGACCCAGUGCGCCUGAAACAACCGAAAAGGAAAGAACUCGUAAAAGAAACAAGAUAAGGCGACGCCGUCCAAUAGGUAAUAGACAUAAAGAUGAAUCAUACACGCCAAAAUCGACAACAACUACAUCUGAUGCCCCUCAAACAACAGAAGAAGUUCACACAAUAAGGCCAAGGAUAAGGCCAUUAAAAUCAAGAACAGAAUCACCACUUACAACACUAAGCGUUACUACUGAAUUAACUACAAGUGCCCUUCCAACAAUAUCUCCUACGUCACCAACAGUUACAGCUAUGAAAAAAAAAGUAAACCACCAAAGGUUUCUCACUACUAAUGCGGCAAGACAAGAAACCACAACUCCAGUAACAAAUGAGGAAGGUAAAGAAUCACCCAUUAUGAAAAUAGCGACACGCCCCCAAAAUACGAAGAAUUCUUACGAUUAUAGAAAUAGUGAAGUUCCAGAUUAUAGCCAUAAACAAGAUGAAAAGGAUACACCUACUAGUGAUAUAUCAGUCAGUUUAACAGACACAUAUAAAAAUUCAGCUGAUAUUCUCAAAGAUUUCUCAUUUCACAGAGAUGUCAGACCCGUUGAAAUCAAAGAAGUAACUACAGAAUCCAUUCGCGAAAGUGCUGAAAUAGAAACAACAACGGUCAAGACAGAGACCUCUAAAAAUAUAGGCAAAAUACAGCGACCCAAAUUAAAGAAUAAAUAUGAUAGGCCGAAAUUUAGCGUUAAAGAUUAUAGAAAUAGAUUAAGUUCAACAACGAGUAGCACUGAAAAACCCACAGAAAAUACGCCAAGAACUAGACCACAUAGAAAGAAUCCCUAUUCAGACAUUAAUGCUGAUGUCGAAACGACGACAGAAAGAAAGCGAUUUACACCAAAAGAACCAAGACACAAACUAAACAGAACUGACAACAAUGAGCAAGAAAUACACUCGCGUACUUAUAACAGACAAAGGCAGACAACGCCAGAUACUACGGAAAGUACAACACAAAAAAUCUCUGCAAGAAUUCGCAACGGUCAGCGAAGACCCAAGCCCACAGAAGAAACUAUAGAAACUUCCAGCACAACAGUCGGCAAGAGGCCUUUGAGGAAAAAAAUCAAAGACUCUGAAACCGGAGAAUCCGUUCAAGACGUAUCUAUCAGUGAAGCAGCAUUUAACUCUGAACACAAAAACGAUUUCACAUCAGAGAGAACGAGGUCUGAGAGUGCUAUAAUGAAAAUAGCAGAUAAAAAACAUCAGGACCAUAUAGAGCGUCUAUUCGAACAUUCUAAACGGGUUUCAGAUUUGACCCUCGCUGCGAGUAAAGACUACAACACGCCGGGUAUGUUCAAAACAGUUUCAUCGAACAGCAGGCGAAUACCGAACUAUUUUACGAUAGCUACAGACGAUCCCAUACUGCCAAUAGAAGCAUUCUUUCCGCAGCUUAACCAGAAGAAGGAAUCCCAACUCUCAUAGUUAGUUUUACCAAAGCAAAUCUCUUUGUCUGCCAAAGCGUCAUUUUCUAUUGUCUAGUUUAAGGUAGAAUUAUUUAUUAACAUUACUUCUCAAUUGACCACGGCAACACCAUUAACUGUCAAUAGAAAGAUAAUAUCGUAUUUUCCUCAAAGAGCAUUAAGUGAUGAGUAUACCUAGUACUCUGCUAGAAUCAGUCGUCUUGCUAUACUAUAUUAUGAAUACACAGUAUAAAGCAAAGUCGUUUCGUCGUUUUAGAUUUUUAAACUAAACGGACUUUAAUGUUUUAUUAAUAUAGAUAGAGCAAUUCAAGAGGAAGGUUUAUAUGUAUAUCAACCUCUAUUAAAUUACUCAGAAUCUAACAUUACAUACGUUGGAUAAAUGCAAGAAUUUUUUACAUAGAAAUUAUAAAUCAGUUGCCGUGGUAAAUAAUCAUGACGCCUAAAGCGGUUGUAUACAACCCCACCUGCAUUUUCGUCUUCAACUGUCCUUGGUGCUCAUUUAAUAUUAAGUAUACUUUAGUGAUACGAACGAAGUAUUAUGUGUGUGUUCACUGGCAAUUCAAUGUGUGUCAGUGUGUCUCAAUAUUUAUAUCGAUAUAGGAUAUUGUAAAUAAAACACUCUUAU
Zerene cesonia (dogface butterfly) is the source of this 4167-nucleotide messenger RNA. RefSeq lists its product as uncharacterized. NCBI's taxonomy places the organism in Eukaryota, Metazoa, Arthropoda, Insecta, Lepidoptera, Pieridae. The record is from RefSeq and is a predicted model, not a curated record. The transcript has 4 exons. Bases 130 to 3543 code for a protein of 1137 amino acids.